GGGGCGACUGGCCCCGUAGGCUGAAGCUGCUUGGCCGCAGCUUCAACUGUACGAUCAGUCCGCCUGAACAGCGCGGAAAACAAGCAGCUUUUCAUCGCGGAUUCAAGAGAAUUUUUGGGCGCACAUUUGUUUUUUUCGCCAUGGGAACAACUAUGAACGUCGCAUUUAUUGUGAUCACGCUUUUCUUCGUAGGAACAUCAUCUUGGGAUCUCUCUUCAAGUCGAUUGUUCGAUAGGCCCGACGUAUGGGGAAAGUCGGCACCGAAAAUGGAUUUCGCGACAGACGGCUAUUGCCCUGAAGAUUGGGUCGCUUUCGGUGAAAGCUGCUAUUGGUUUGCCACCAACGAGAGCCGGCUAAUGUACUUCCAAGCUCUUCGGCAUUGCGAGUCGCUCAACGCGAGUCUCGUGACCGUGCUUACGGAAAAAGAACAAAAGUUCCUGUUGAGCCAUCUCAGCGAUGCGACGACCAACCUAUGGAUUGGUCUCGACCAUCUGCCGAACAGGACAUGGGCAUGGGUGGAUGGCAACGCCGUUACUUACACCAACUGGAUCAUCGGCCAGCCUCGUCCCAAAGGCGAGGACUGCAGCGAAAUACUGACCGGAACUUUGCACCCUGGACGAUGGAAUCAGGUUCGCUGCAAUGCGAAAAGGAUGCACGUCUGUGAAAAGAAACGAGACAAGUCGCUGCCUCCUCGGCCCUCGGCAAAGAACAGUUCUCGAUGCGAGCUGGCGUUGCCCGGUUCCUUCGAGUACCGGCAGUCAUGCUACCGCAUGGGUUCGUACCAGGACUGGGACCGCGCCGCGGAGAAUUGUCAAGCCCAGGGAGGCCAGCUGGCCGACGUUCGCGAUGUCUUCGAGGACGCCUUCCUUUCCGUGAAGUUCAAUUUCCGAGGUGGCCUGUUUUGGAUCGGUCUGCAGGACGCGAAGGCCACGGGACUGUUCACGUGGUUGAGCGGCUGGCCGGUGCAGUACACGAACUGGGCUCCUCUACAGCCGGGUGCUUCGAACGGCGAUCGACGGUGUGUCGCUUCCGACCUCGCCACGGGAAUGUGGAGCGUCCAAGCCUGCGACACGCACCUCUCUUUCCUUUGCCAGUUCAACAAUGAGAAACCACCCGAGGUGCCGCACCAUGACGGCGCAUGUCCCGAACACGCCAGAAACUGGAUCGACGUGGGCAACCCUUAUUGCUACUGGCUCGAAGCAGAGCGCGUCGUGGAUUUCAACGAAUCCGUCGCUAUCUGCAAUAGCAAAAACUCAACACUAGCCAGUUUUCACUCCAAGGAAGAAAUCGGAAGGCUCAGUCCGUAUCUUCGCAAAUCGCAGCACCAGCUGUGGAUUGGGCUCGUCAGUGGCCACAACGAUAGCUACGAAUGGCUGGACGGUUCUCCGCUGAAUUACGAGCACUGGAAGAAUGGUGAACCGAACAACAUCGAUGAAAACUGCGUCGAGAUGCGACAGUUCGACGCGCUUUGGAAUGACGUCCACUGUGACUUGAAAAACGGCUUCAUAUGCGCCGUGGAGAAAGAACCUCAAGGUGACGGAAAUGAAGGUGCAGCGGCCACUCACUCCGGUAAGUGUCCACAUGAGCGCAAGAAGACCAGCGCGGGAGUGUACGUGGCCGUGGGCCUGGGUGCACUGCUCGUGAUCGUGGCGGCGGCAUUCGCCAUUCAACAGGUCGUGCGGUACAACCAGUUCAGGCGCCGUAACGGAGGACUGUUCUCCUUCGAGAACAACGUGUACAUCGACCCACCCGUUCAAGAUUUAAACGCUUCGAUGGGAUGAACGCCUUCACCAAUCGUGGGCCGGGUAGCCGCAACAUAGCCUCAAGGACCAGCGCACUAAAAUAAGGCACAUGAACGCUCUGUAAAUCGCACCGUACAGCCUCAGGCCUGCACCACUGAUCCAGCUGGCCCAUGUGUAGAGCGAACGUUUCAAGCCUGGUGUUAUUCAGUGUGCGAUUUGAUAACAGUGCGAGUGCCGAUCACCCUUGUUGGGACAUUAGGGCCCAGUGGGCUACAUGGGCGGGUUAGUAUUUUUUCACUGACCGUACGACGAAAACCUGUUUUGUGUGUGGUAAUCACAGCUUCGUCACUCGGUAUUUGGAUGGACACACUAGGCUUUUAAUGGGUGAAAGAAUAAUUUGCCUGUCAAAUUAUUAGAAACGGUAUCAUUUCAUCAAGGCGUAAAAAAAACGAAGAAAAAUGUACUUUGUUGCGUUGUUUUCUGCGUGUGAAGAGAACGCAGAUUAGUGGAUUAAUUCGAAUUCAAUAUUUAGAAAGUUAGCGAAAGGAUGGCAUUAAGCAGUAUUUGAUCUCACAGACGGUCUUUUUAGAUUUAUGUGUAAGUGUGGGUGUCUCGUAAGAGUGACACAUAUAUGAGCCUAUUUUUGUCAGGUUCUUCCGCGACAGGGUGACGUAGAACUGGAACGUUCAUAGGUUUAUGACAAAUCAGUGUUUUCAGUUGUACUUACAGCCGCCGCCAGGAGACUGCAUGGUAAACAAGGUCUUGAUGAAGCGACAUGUUUAAAUUCGGUUCAGAGUCUGAAACAUGCUCUUUCCUUAAGACUGUCUAUGGUUCACCAAACUCUCGCUCGAAACUUCUUGAGUAUGGUGUGUCAUUGAACGACGAAGGAUUUCGUUCCACACGAUAAAUUACUAACGCCAACCCGACGCUCCAUGUCAGGAAGCGAAAAAAAAGGGAGAGGGGGGCGGGUGCUUCACAAUGAAACAAUCUUUAGCUCGGAAACCGCACGCAUCACGUCGAUGGUUAUGCUGCGCGGUCUCCGAACCCUAAUCGGCAUCUGCAUAGACAUUAACUUUAGUUCUCUCCUGAUUAUUCAGUAACUACUAGAAACUCGGAUACUCUUAUUACCUCGAGCGCUGCUUGCAAAUCAUUAUGUUAUGUGACGGGACCAAUUAGCCUGCACAGAAGGGCCACUUUGUAGCUUUACCUACACUAGGUUACCGCUGACUCGAUCGCAGCACACAUAUGCCGAAUAUGGCCUUCAUCAACUCCCGAAGCUUAGUUGUCGCAUUUAUCGUUAGGUGUAGCAGUAUAGUCGAGAGUUCCCCAAGAGACCUGAUUUAGCAAGAAAUAAAUUUCCUCAUGACAUGGAGCCCCGUUUGGUGUGCGCCCGCUCAAGUUUGAAACGAGACGCUGCAAACUGACAGUUGCCUUUUUCUGUAGUUAGUAGUUACCCAAGCGAUUUUAACAAGCUUAUGCGCAUUUGGGUAGUUCUAUAAGCUAUGCAUUUCAUAGAAAAUGACCAAUAAAAUUCCUUUCCAAUGUACUUCAAUGAAAUUGUCAAACAAGUUUAAGGUGUUUACAUUAAUCGUCUCUGUCAUUGACUUGUGAUAAAAUAAAGCUUUUG
Molecule: messenger RNA, 3369 nt
Organism: Dermacentor silvarum
Lineage: Eukaryota; Metazoa; Arthropoda; Arachnida; Ixodida; Ixodidae
Product: macrophage mannose receptor 1
Exons: 13
Coding region: 141-1781 (546 amino acids)
Molecular function (GO): signaling receptor activity
Source: RefSeq, a predicted model, not a curated record